AUGAUGGCUUCAUCCCGCUCGUGCACGACUGGAGAAAAUCGAAUCGUCAGCAAGGCGAUCUCACAGCGACUGUUCAUUUCGCUGCAAGGACGAGACGCGCUUCGCAAGUCAAGCAGUGAGAGGACAUGUAAAAUUCCUGACAGCAGCUGUCACUUGGUGGCUAUGUGGCACAUACUAAAGCUAAAGUUGAUGCAUUCCCGGCAGGUUGCGCACGACGGCAAGCACUCCAAGCCAACGAACGUGCAACUGCGUGAUGCGCUCCACCGAAACCGGGAUUUAGUACGCAAUUCGGGGACCCCCUUCAAGCCCCAUUUGUCGUCUUUCUAG
Molecule: messenger RNA, 327 nt
Organism: Cercospora beticola
Lineage: Eukaryota; Fungi; Ascomycota; Dothideomycetes; Mycosphaerellales; Mycosphaerellaceae
Source: RefSeq, a predicted model, not a curated record